Molecule: messenger RNA, 699 nt
Organism: Suillus discolor
Lineage: Eukaryota; Fungi; Basidiomycota; Agaricomycetes; Boletales; Suillaceae
Exons: 2
Coding region: 1-699 (232 amino acids)
Source: RefSeq, a predicted model, not a curated record
AUGUCCACUAGGCGAAGAAUCGGCGUCAGCAUCGCAACGACGGAGGCUGCAAGACGCCAACUCAUGCAGCCAGUCGUUUGCUGGGAGAAAGUAUGGACCGUUCCAGAAAAUGCUGCUCCAAAUUCUUCUGUGAAGAUCUACAAGUGGGUGAAGACGGACAAAAAACAACAAUUUAGUGACGAUGAAGGAGAAGUGGACGAACCACUGGCGCCCCUUCCUGACGAACCUGAAAUAGUAGAAGGAGACGAAGAGAUGGACCAAGACGAGCCAGUUGCCUCUGUAGCUCGCGAUGCGUUAGCGCCUGUGGUGGACACGGAGACAAACUCAGUUAAUCAGGAAAUUCCGUCAGAACCUCAAACCAAACCAUCCUCGCCGACACCUCCUACACUUUCGCUCCAAGCUGCUGAACCUAUAUUGGUCGCAGAGGAAGUUGCAGACAUGUUGGACGAAUCGCUCAAAGCUCUCGAUGGCAACGUGGAUAUCGAAAUCGGUCCACACGAGAACGUCAAUCCUGAAGACGUCGGAGACCUGGAUAUGACGGUGCUCGGACCUGAUGGAACUGCGUUUGAAAGCGUCCAUGAUCUCAGUCAAAUGGAAAACGGCGACGCAUUAUUGGGCGGGCCUCUCAUGGAUCACACAGUUGAUCCAUUCGCCGUAAACCUGGAUAAUGAUGAAUCUGUUGAGGGAGCAGCUCCAUGA